AUGUUUUUCUCCAAGCGCCAGAUCUCCGCCUACAACAAAGUGCCAAACACUGAUGUGCACGACGAUGAAGAACAAUUACCGAACAUAAAAACCCGAUGGAACGAGAAAAGCCUACUUCAGCCCCGGACUGUGAUAAUACUGACUGUUAUUAUCACCAUAGUCCUUACGAUCUCCGUGUCAGCGAUUGCCUCUAUUCUUGGACUCAAGUCUGUUGACGAGCCCCUAGAGGAGGAAUCGAUUUCAUGCGGUCACACGCCGACAGAAGCUAGAGCUGCCGGUUGCGUGUUUGAGCCAAUGAUGAGUGCUUGGAUUCCAGCCCAAUGUUCGUUUCCAGAGCUUAUCGACGACACUGCCGGCACCUUUGAAAACUGGCUGUUCUUCUCAGAUCAAACAUUAAAGAGACCAAUUACGGGAGUAGAGCUAGAAGGGGUACGAGUUGGUAACUACACCAAGGUCUUCUCCUCGCACGGAACUGGUCACGACCUACAUUGUCUCUACGCCUGGCGAAAAUUGAAUCUCGCUGUUGAGAGCGGAGCUAAGCUAAUUGACACAAAGAGUCGGUCGCUGCACCACACUACUCACUGCGCGAAGCACAUUGCUCAGCUGUUGGAAGAGGGGGCCGGCUUUCUGCCGAAGGAUGAAGAUAUGCGCCGCAUUACUGCGUUUCCUCUGUUGUUCCUUAAAUGUAUCCCUCUCAUUUGA
Molecule: messenger RNA, 702 nt
Organism: Xylaria bambusicola
Lineage: Eukaryota; Fungi; Ascomycota; Sordariomycetes; Xylariales; Xylariaceae
Exons: 1
Coding region: 1-702 (233 amino acids)
Source: RefSeq, a predicted model, not a curated record